Messenger RNA from Aspergillus tanneri, 852 nucleotides. Its product is annotated as putative calmodulin. The record is from RefSeq and is a predicted model, not a curated record. The transcript has 3 exons. The coding region runs from base 1 to 852 and encodes 283 amino acids. Gene Ontology annotation, molecular function: cytoskeletal motor regulator activity; calcium ion binding; myosin heavy chain binding. Gene Ontology annotation, biological process: mitotic cytokinesis; actomyosin structure organization. NCBI's taxonomy places the organism in Eukaryota, Fungi, Ascomycota, Eurotiomycetes, Eurotiales, Aspergillaceae. Gene Ontology annotation, cellular component: myosin II complex; cytoplasm.
AUGGUCACUCCCAGUAAUGCUCCGUUUCGACCCUCUCCAUUAUCCUUCGGUUCGCCUCGAGCUUCUCCCUUUCGUCGACCUUCUACUCCCAAUUCGCCCCCCUCGCAGGCUCGUCCAGCUACCCCCGGCAGCUCACCCGGUCGAUACACCCCUGUCCAGUCUCCCAGCAAACUCCAUCAAUCCUAUACCGUCGAAGACGAACAUGUCUCGCCCCAGAAUAGAGACCCAAUUCCUCAACCACAGUUUUCGCGAGAACUCCCUCCGUCGCCGACCAAAGGAGCGAACUCGACCGACUCUUCCCUGCUCAUCGAAACCAAGACUACCAACAUGAUGGCCGCAUCGUCCGAUGCGGCGGCCAAAUUAACCCCGGCGCAGUUACGGGAGAUCCGAGAGGCAUUCCAGGUGCUGGACCGGGACAAUGAUGGCUCAGUCAAUAGGGACGAUGUGGCGGAUGUGCUCGUGAACGUCGGUCAGGAUGCUUCGAUGACAUCCCAAUUUUUUCCCACGGGAGGUCCACAGUCCAUCAACUUUCCUACAUUCUUAAAUAUCCUCUCCAGUCUACUCGCCCCGCUCUCGUCACGGCAGGAACUGAUGAACGGAUUGGCGGCGUUUGACGAAGAUGACAGUGGCCAGAUCGACGUCGAGGAACUACGAGACGCUCUACUUCAUACGGUGCCGGAAGAAGGGGAGUCUCCAUUGACGGAGCGAGAGAUCAACGACGUUCUCAGUGGGUUCACCGGACGGCGAGUGUUUGGGGGGAAGAAGACGGGAGGAGGACAGCGCGGCGAGGUUUUUCGAUACUCGGACUUUGUUGACGCCAUCGUGGGAGGGACGGAGAAACGAGAGAUCUGA